Messenger RNA from Tilletiopsis washingtonensis, 2592 nucleotides. RefSeq names its product cation efflux protein. Gene Ontology annotation, biological process: transmembrane transport; zinc ion transport; intracellular zinc ion homeostasis. The coding region runs from base 1 to 2529 and encodes 842 amino acids. Gene Ontology annotation, molecular function: zinc ion transmembrane transporter activity. The record is from RefSeq and is a predicted model, not a curated record. Lineage: Eukaryota; Fungi; Basidiomycota; Exobasidiomycetes; Entylomatales. Gene Ontology annotation, cellular component: Golgi apparatus; membrane. The transcript is spliced from 6 exons.
AUGGCGUCGGCCGCGGCGCCCGUGGCGCCCUCGCGCGCCCGCCGCCCCGCCCACGCCGCGCACCGCGCCUCGCCGUCGACGCUGCCGACGUUUGGCACGGGCGUGCCCACCGACCUGCUGCUCGCGCUGCUGCUCGACAAGACCGUGCUCGCCUCCGCCGCGCUGCUGGCGCGCCACUGGCUGCUCGUGCGCCAUGCCGAGUCGACGCACGAGCCGCUGGCCACCGGCGCCGCGGCGGCCGCCUCGACAGCGAGCUCGAUGCUCGAGCCGGCCCUCACUGCCGCCGUGCAGGGCGCCGGCGGGCCGUGGGCCAUCGCCACGACGGUGUUCAUCGUCGCGGCGCUCGGGCAGGGCGUGUGGUUCCGCGUGUGGCAGUGGGUGCCGUCGCUGCGGCGCAGCGACCCGCACAUGCAGCACCUGCCCACGCGCCUCGCCGUGCUCGGCGCCGUCCUCUUUGCGCACCUGCUCGUGUGGCUCAUUGCGCUGCAGCGUCUGAGCGCUGCUACCGUGAUCAUCUUCACGCAGUUCUGUGAGAUCUGGGCUGGCGACCUCUCGCGCUCGAUGAAGUCAAAGUCGUACGGCGGCUACGCCAUCGUCUUUGCCCUGGCCGUCUCCUUCAUGCUCAACGUGCUGGCGCUCUCUCCUGAGUCGCGCAUCGCACCACGAGGCUCUCGCGCACCCUCUUUCUUCUCCGGCUUCGAAGACGACUUCUCCGACCUGCCGGCGUCGCUGCGGCAUACGCGGCCCGUCGGAUUGGCCAGCCCCAGUGCGCUGCGUGCUGCCAGUGCGCAGGCUGAGGCGGCAGCCGCCGACUACAGCCCGGCGGCAGUGCUGGUCGGCCACCUGGCGCUUGCUGCAUACGCCUUCCUGACGCUGGAGCGCGAGCGUGCGGCGAAGGUCGCGAGCACCGAGGCCGGUGGCCGCCGGCGUGCAGGUGUGCUGGCCUGUGUCGUGGCUGCCGCUGCGCUUCUGCCUCUGGGCCUGCUGGGGCGCCUGUUCGGCCUGCCGACCCUGCCGACGCUGAGCUCGCUCUCGCCCUCGUUCCACACGUCGCCGUCGUCGCUGCACGGCUCGCCAACGACGGGACACUUUGCCGCCUAUGCGCUGCUGGCGCUCGGACCGCUGAUCCUCGAUCCGCUCGUCAGUGCAGCGCUCGAGCCGCAUGCCAGCGCAGCCGCGCGUGUGGCACAGGGCUGGCCGCUGGCAGUCGGCGCCGUCAUGAUGGUCGGGCGCGUCGGCUUCGGACUGCGCAUCAGCUGGGCCAACCUCAUUGUCGGAGGCAUCGUGGGCUGGGGCCUGCGCACGAUUCUCAAGACGUCGCCGGUCUACGCCGACGCCGAUGCGCACGAUGCGUCGCCGUCGCAGCGAGACGUCUCGCGCUCCCACAAGCGCCACACGUCGGAUCCGUCCGGCCUGCACGAGGUUGGCAGUGCGGUGCGUGCCUUCAUGGCGACGGGCAAGCGCACGAUCGCCACGAUCUGGGAGUCGGACGACUCGCGCAAGAUCUUCCAGUUCCUCUGUCUCAACCUCGUCUUCAUGGGCGUGCAGCUGCUCUGGGGCGUGUGGACGAACAGCCUGGGCCUGAUCUCCGACGCGAUCCACAUGUUCUUCGAUUGCGCCGCCAUCGGCAUGGGCCUCUUUGCCGCCGUCAUGGCGAGCUGGGCGACGGACAGCACCUUCACGUACGGCUACCACCGCGUCGAGACGCUCAGCGGCUUCGCCAAUGGCGUGUUCCUCAUCCUCAUCAGCGUCUUCAUCGUCUUUGAGGCCGUGCAGCGCAUCAUCUCUGCGCCCGAAAUGCACAACACGACGCAGCUGCUCAUCGUCUCGAGCAUGGGCCUCGGCGUCAACCUCUUCGGCAUGUUCGCCAUGGGCGGGCACCACCACCACGGGCACGGCCACUCGCACGGGCAUGACCAUGGCCACGACCACGGCCAUGGGCACGGACAUGACCACGGACACGGCCACGGGCACUCUCACAACAUGAUGGGCGUCUACCUCCACGUCAUGGCAGACACUAUGGGCUCCGUGGGCGUCAUCAUCUCGACGAUCCUGCUCAAGUACUUCGGCUGGACGGGCUUCGACCCGAUCGCCUCGCUCUUUAUCGCCGUGCUCAUCACAGCUUCUGUGAUCCCGCUCGUGCUCGAGUCUGGCAAGAUUCUCAUCCUCGACGUGUCGGGGCACGAGCAGGAGAUCGCCAGUGCGCUGGAGGAGCUCACAGCGGUCGAGGGCCUCGAGAGCUUCUCGCAGCCGCGCUUCUGGCCGAAGGACAGCGGCACGCUGGUCGGCAGUCUGCGCGUGCAGGUGCGCACCGUGCCGCCGGCAGAUCCCAGUGCCGCGAUCACAAAGCCCAAUGGCGAGUCGGCAGCCUCGUCGUGGCCGCCGGCGGCGUCGCCCGAGAACAUCUCGGCGCAGGUGCAGGCCAUCAUGCGGCGACGACUGCCGACGCUCGAAAGCCUGGCGGUGCAGCUCGAGCGCGGGACGCCGAUGCUGCUCACGCCAGCAGCAGGCGGUGCAGGAGGGGGAUGAGCGACACACACUAACUUAACGUAAACAGAGUUUUGAUGACCGGCACAAUUACAGAGACGCGGU